Molecule: messenger RNA, 2085 nt
Organism: Linum tenue
Lineage: Eukaryota; Viridiplantae; Streptophyta; Magnoliopsida; Malpighiales; Linaceae
Source: the annotation of a GenBank genome assembly
AUGAGCGCGGCUUCUAUACUCAAUCGCGCGCUGGGCAAUGCUGCCCAGAAGCUCCGUUUCGAAGAACCCACCUCCGCCAAUGAACUAACUAGCUCAGUCUUGUCCCAUCUCCGCUCCAAUCACCUUCAAAAGGCGGUCUCCGUUCUCUUUGCCUCUCCUCACCCGGUCUCAUCUUCCCUUUACGCUCAUCUUUUCCAGCUAUGUGCUUCCCGCCGCGCAGUUGUGGAGGCCCGGAAAGUGGAGUCUCAUUUGGUUAGAUUCAACCCUAACCCGCCUAUCUUUUUGUUGAACCGUGCGAUUGAGGCCUAUGGCAAGUGCGGCUGCUUGAGCCAUGCCAUCCAGCUGUUCGAGGAAAGGCCUGAAAGAGAUGGUGGCUCUUGGAAUGCAGUCAUUAACGCCUGCCGGCAGUGCCAGAGUCCCGGCCAAGCCUUGAAUUUCUUCAAGCAUAUGAGAAUUCUCGGUUGUGCACCGAAUGAGAUCACGUUCGCAGGUGUUCUGGGGUCGUGUGGCGAUUGCUUGGCGCUUGAUUUUGUCAAGCAAACCCAUGGACUUGUGGUGAGAUAUGGGUUUUCUGGGAACGUGAUUUUGGAGACUUCGCUUGUCGAUGUUUAUGGCAAGUGUAAGGCUAUGCGAGCAGCAAGGAGGAUGUUUGAUGAGAUUGAGUUUCCUAAUGAUGUGACCUGGAAUGUCCUUGUUAGGCGGUAUCUUGAGGUUGGGGGUCAAAAGGAGGCGGUGAGUGUGUUCUCCCAGAUGUUGCAUACAGGUGCUUGGCCAUUGAGUUUUACCGUCUCUAAUGCACUCGUUGCAUGUUCAGGUAUACAUGCAAUUCAGGAGGGAAUACAGAUACAUGGAGUUGCAAUUAGGAGAGCCUUUUUCGAUGAUGAGGUGGUUUUGAGCUCUCUCGUUGACAUGUAUGUCAAGUGUGGUAGAUUGGAGAGUGCUCGAAGGGUUUUCAAUCAGCCUGGUUCGAGAGAUUUGAUUUCCUGGACUUCUAUGGUGUCAGGAUAUGCAUUGGGCGGUAAAACGAGGCAGGCUAGGGAACUUUUUGAUGAGAUGCCUGAGCGGAAUAUUUUCUCAUGGAAUGCAAUGUUGGCUGGGUAUACUCGCUCUCUCCAGUGGGAAGAUGCGUUAAAUUUUGUUUUUCUGAUGUUCAAUAAGAUUGAAGAGUUUGACCAUGUUACUACUGCACUGUUGCUCAAUCUGAGUGCUGGCCUUUCAGAUGUUGAAAUGGGGAAACAGGUGCAUUGCUUCUCUUACCGCCACGGUCUGAAUUCUGAUGUUCUUGUUGGAAAUGCUCUUCUGGACAUGUAUGGGAAAUGUGGGAACUUGAGAAGUGCUAGGAUUUGGUUUUGUCAAAUGAGCGAAGUACGGGAUGACAUUUCCUGGAACGCUUUGUUGACUAGCUAUGCGCAUCAUGGCAUGAGUGGACAAGCUGUGACAAUGUUUGGUGAGAUGCAAUGGGAAACAAAACCAAGCAAAUACACAUUUGGAGUUCUUCUUGCUGCUUGUGCAAAUAUUUCUUCUCUUGGAAGGGGCAGACAAAUUCAUGGUUUCAUAACGAGAAACAAUUAUGAUAUGGAUUUGGUGAUGACUGGAGCUUUGGUAGACAUGUACUUUAAAUGUAGCCGUCUUGAAUAUGCUGUGCUGGUCUUUAGGCAAGCGAUCUCGCGUGAUUUGAUUCUUUGGAACUCCGUUAUUUUUGGACUCUGCCGCAAUGGAAAGGGUAAGGAAGUUAUUCAAUUGUUUGAAUUUAUGCUCAGCGAAGGAGUAAGGCCAGACCAUGCCACGAUCCUUGGAGUCUUGCAAGCUUGUGUUCAUGAGGGCAACACUGAGCUUGGUCUCCAAUAUUUUGAUACAAUGAGUCAUGAUUAUUUUAUCUUACCUCGACUGGAGCACUAUGAGUGCAUAGUUGAGCUCUUAUGUCGAUAUGGAAGCACAAGCCAGCUUGAGAAUUUUCUGAAGAGGUUGCCAUUUGAUCCUACUGCUUCCAUGUUGACAAGAGUCGUUGAUGCUUGUUCAGAGUACAAGUGUUCAAGAUUAGGCGAAUGGGCCGCUCACCGGCUGAAUGAAUUCAACAAAUUGUAA